GGAAGACGAAUAUGUAUAUCGCACGUGCAACGCGCCCACGGAUGAAAAUGGCAUUAUUUUAGACCGUUUCUCUCUACGAACACACAGGCCAUAUCGACGAUGUCCAAGUCACAAGCAACAGUGACCGUGCGCAAACUGUGUCUGUCAUACGACAAAGGCAAGACGUUCACGCUCAACAACGCCUGCAUGACAGUGCCCAUGGGAGGAAUUUAUGGCCUGCUGGGAGCGAGUGGUUGCGGCAAGACGACCCUGCUGCGUUGUUGUGUGGGGCUCCAACGUCCAGAUGCCGGUGAAAUUCGUGUGUUCGGCAGACCACUCAACGAUGGUCUGGUUCCUGGUGCUGGAGUGGGUUACAUGCCACAAGAACUGGCACUGUAUGAGAGAUUUACGAUCGCCGAAAACCUCAUGUUUUUUGGGCAGCUUCUUGGAAUGUCAGCGGAAAAAUUACAGAACCGCAUGGGUUUCCUGUGCACCCUCUUUGAGCUCACACCUGCCAACAGAUUCAUCGGAAACCUCAGUGGUGGACAACAGAAGAGAGUCUCUUUGGCGGUCGCCUUGAUCCAUCAACCUCCGUUUCUCAUCCUUGACGAGCCAACUGUCGGUUUGGAUCCUGUAUUGAGAGAAACGAUUUGGAGCUACUUUGUCAACGUUGAGCGGGAAGAGCGUACAACUAUUCUGGUAACAACACACUUCAUUGAAGAGAUCGAGCAAGCAUCAGUGGUUGGAAUAAUGAAGAGCGGCAAGGUCUGGUGCGAACUUUCUCCAUCUGAAAUGAAAUCCAAGUGGGGCAAAUCGUCACUCUCUGCUGUUUAUCUCAACGUCUGCAAGAGCAUAGGCACGAAGACGCCAGGAACCGUGUCAGCGAGAGAAACACCAGCGGACGAUGUCCCACCUGCCCCUAUUCCUGCGAAUUUACAAGCGAGCAUGAAAUGGAACAACGGCUUCCUUGGAAUGACUGUCAGAACCAAGGCUCUUGUCGUCAAAAACAUCAUUAAGAUAUUCAGGCGCUUCAUAACCGGCGUAUUCCAGAUAAUUGUGCCUGCAUGCGUUGGAGUGGUGUUCUGCUUGUUCAUCGGGGGCAAGCCAUUCGGUCUAGAUGUAGCCGUGGUCGAUGAAGAUCACGGCGGUAAUUUGUCGUCCCAGUACAUACAACGUCUCGACACAUCGACUGUCAAACUGGUAUGGUAUGAUUCGUUAUCACAAGCCUACCACGCCGUCCUGAACCAAGAAGCAUGGGCUAUAGUCUACUUCAGGAAUGGCUUCGAAAGCGCUGUAACACAAAAGUUCAACGAAUUUCUGAAUGUGCCACCUGAGACGCAUGAAAAGUCAAUGAUUGAUAUCUACAUGGACUCAACAGAUUUUGAAAUACGAGGCACACUACUCAAAGUCUUUAUGGACGCGUACAAGGGAUUCGUCGUGCACGCCGUCAGUAAUCACUUUAGGUUCAACAUCUCUGUCGACGGCAUUCGGGUGGAGGAUCCUUUCUAUAACGGGUUCGAGUUGACCUUUCGGGAGUUCAUGGGUCCUGGUGUAAUCAUCUCGCUUAUCUUCGCCAUGUCCAUCUCACUGACUGCCAUUUUGUUGGUUUCUGAAAACCACGAAGGACUUCGCUCACGAUGUUUCGUGGCAGGUGUAACGGCGGGAGAAGUUGUAACUAGUCACGCCAUCGUGCAAAUGGUCCUCGCCUACAUGCAGACAAUGCUGAUGCUUCUCACCUUCGUUUACAUCUUCGACCUUCCGGUGCGCGGGAGCUUGCUGAUGGCUUUUCUUCUGCCACUGACAAUGGCCUUCUGUGGAAUGAGCUUCGGUUUCAUGGCAUCUGCUAUGUCCUCUGACGAAACGACUGCGCUUCUAACUUCUUUGGCCGUGCUCUACCCAUCUUUACUUGUUGGAGGUGUAAUCUGGCCUCUGGAGAGUAUCCCGAAGGUGAUGCAGGUGAUAAGCGAAAUCGUGCCUCAGACCUUGGCUGUGCGUGGCUUACGUGGUGCGAUGAUUCGAGACUACGGCGCAGGCAACAAAUCAGUGCUCUUGGGUCUGGGAUCCAACCUGGCCUGGGCUAUGGGGUUCUUCGCAGUAGCCAUCAUAAUUCUUGCCCGAUCGAAGGUUUGACUGUGGGAUGACUUUCAGCUACAGUUCUCAGAGUAAUAAAAUAACGUACUGCGACA
Messenger RNA from Ornithodoros turicata, 2165 nucleotides. RefSeq names its product ABC transporter G family member 20-like. NCBI's taxonomy places the organism in Eukaryota, Metazoa, Arthropoda, Arachnida, Ixodida, Argasidae. Gene Ontology annotation, cellular component: membrane. Bases 100 to 2109 code for a protein of 669 amino acids. The transcript has 17 exons. The record is from RefSeq and is a predicted model, not a curated record. Gene Ontology annotation, molecular function: ATP binding; ABC-type transporter activity; ATP hydrolysis activity.